This is a messenger RNA of Recurvomyces mirabilis, 390 nucleotides long. RefSeq lists its product as uncharacterized. NCBI's taxonomy places the organism in Eukaryota, Fungi, Ascomycota, Dothideomycetes, Mycosphaerellales, Teratosphaeriaceae. Bases 1 to 390 code for a protein of 129 amino acids. The transcript has 2 exons. The record is from RefSeq and is a predicted model, not a curated record.
AUGGUCACCAAUGAUCCUGCACCACACACCCAGGUUUACAGGCUCAGAAAUGCGGUCACACUUCUCUCCCAGGAAAAGUCUUUCCUUGAAGGACUUUGCAAAGUGACACCUCCAUACAAUGAGUCGGAGAAAUCGAUUUCUCUUGCUACCGUGUGUGAAGGCAGAAAGCAGGAGAUUGCGCAGCAUAAGGAGGCGGCGAAGCAAGCCAAGCACGAGAGGGAUCAGGAGAUUGCGCGGGAGAAGAAGGCGAAGAAGGCGGAGAAGGCGGCGAAGCAAGUCAAGACCGCGAAGCAAGGGGCUGGAAUUCUUCUGGGGGUGCUACAGUACAAUCAUCGGAUAGCUUUGGUCCGUAACUUCAUUGUUCAGUACAAACCGGAGAAGGGUGACUAG